Molecule: messenger RNA, 609 nt
Organism: Puma concolor (puma)
Lineage: Eukaryota; Metazoa; Chordata; Mammalia; Carnivora; Felidae
Source: RefSeq, a predicted model, not a curated record
AUGCCAAACUACAAACUCACUUAUUUUAAUAUGAGGGGGAGAGCGGAAAUCAUUCGAUAUAUAUUUGCAUAUUUGGACAUAAAGUAUGAAGACCACAGAAUAGAACAAGCUGAUUGGUCUGAAGUCAAAUCAACUCUUCCAUUCGGUAAAAUCCCCAUUUUGGAAGUCGAUGGACUUAACCUUCACCAGAGCCUAGCAAUAGCAAGAUACCUGACCAAAAACACAGAUCUGGCUGGAAAGACAGAACUGGAACAAUGUCAAGCUGAUGCGAUUGUGGACACAUUGGAUGAUUUCAUGUCACGUUUUCCUUGGGCAGAGAAAAAACAAGAUAUAAAAGAUCAGAUGUUUAAUGAGCUUCUUACAUAUGAUGGACCUCAUCUUCUGCAAGAUUUGGACACAUACUUAGGGGAAAAAGAGUGGCUCAUUGGUAACUCUGUGAGGAAACGUAAGAGACGAGCUGGGAAUACCUCAUCACACCGGAAGCAAAUGAAUUAUCAAAGACAACUGGGGUUGUGUCACAAGGACUCAAAAGUUAACUUGAAGAGGCUUCCAGUGGCCAAAGAUGGGACAAUUCAAGCUUCACGAAGAAUAUUACUGGCAGUGGAUUGA